AAAAUAAAAAAAAACUUUCAUAAUUCUCUCACCUCUUGCACAAAUAGUUCUACUAGAUAAAGACUUUCUAGAGGCACAGAAAGUGACCUUCCCACUACAACUCUCAUCACCCUCAUCAAUCGCCAAUCACCCACGUUUUCUACUUGUAUAUAAUUAUUCAUUCAUUUCUUUUUUUUCCUUCGUUUCUAUCUCAUUGGAAUCUUUCAUCACAUUAAUCAAAGAAAACCAGAUAAGACUGGUGGUUGUCUCAAUUAUUUUUUAGAAAAAUACCCAUUUUUUAUCAUCCUCUUUUUCUUCAUUGUUGUUGCUAUAAACAGGUUAUUAAUCAUUCUAGUUCAUAUUGGGGGUUUAUAGAUUUGCUCAGUAGUAUCUUGAUUGUUGGAUCAUGGGUUCAGAAGGUCCUGCUCCAUCACCAGUAACAGUUAAUGUGACGGGUUUUAAGAAAUUCCAUGGAGUUGCCGAAAAUCCAACUGAGACGAUCGUGCGUAAUUUGAAAGAGUACAUGGAGAAGAAGGGUUUACCAAAAGGUCUGGCUCUAGGAAGCUGCAAUAUUCUCGAGACUGCAGGGCACGGGGCAGUUGUUCCUCUUUACCAGACGCUGCAAUCUGCCAUUAACGGGAAUGAUUCAGAAUUACCAAAUUCUGGGAAAGUUAUAUGGGUGCAUUUAGGAGUAAAUAGCGGUGCUACCCGAUUUGCCAUUGAGAAUCAGGCUUUCAACGAAGCCACUUUUCGUUGCCCUGAUGAGAUGGGAUGGAAACCUCAGAAAGUCCAUAUUAUCCCUGCAGAUGGAGAGAUCUCUAGAACAAGAAAGACUACGCUCCCGGUUGAGGAGAUCACAUCCGCUUUGACGAAGAAAGGUUAUGAGGUGAUGACAUCGGAUGAUGCAGGACGCUUUGUCUGUAACUACGUGUAUUACCAUUCACUCUGGUUUGCGGAGCAAAACGGGACAAUGUCCCUAUUUGUACAUGUACCUCUUUUCUCAACUAUAAACGAGGAAACCCAGAUGCAGUUUGUAGCUUCCCUAUUGGAGGUACUUGCAUCUUUGCCUUAGCACUCUAGUGAGCAACUCGCUCGACUUGUGUUGUGUCUUGUGUCCACUACUUGUGUCAGUUUGUAUUGGUUGGCUAAUGGUAUUCGGCGUGCCGGGCAUGGACACAUGUUUAUUACAUGCUGGAGUAAACCGUCUUAAAUUGCUGAUUACAAGUUGGGUUUUUCUCCUUUUCCUUCUCA
Beta vulgaris subsp. vulgaris (sugar beet) is the source of this 1230-nucleotide messenger RNA. RefSeq lists its product as uncharacterized. Bases 386 to 1051 code for a protein of 221 amino acids. Gene Ontology annotation, biological process: proteolysis. The transcript has 5 exons. NCBI's taxonomy places the organism in Eukaryota, Viridiplantae, Streptophyta, Magnoliopsida, Caryophyllales, Amaranthaceae. Gene Ontology annotation, molecular function: pyroglutamyl-peptidase activity. The record is from RefSeq and is a predicted model, not a curated record. Gene Ontology annotation, cellular component: cytosol.